CAGCUUCAUGUGCACGGAGUUGUUUGGGACUGUGUCACGAGGGGUCCAUGCACUGCUAAGAGAAAAUCAAACUGUAAUGGGGCGCUGGUAUUUGAGUCUCCUCACUCGGUGGGGUCGAGUUACACUCAGGCGCAUCAAAAGCAGGUUGGGUCUUGGGAACCUUUUAAUACCCAUCUCCGCCCCGUUUGAAGCGUCAGAGCAGCAGCCCUCCGGGGGAUCCCUGCGCGCAGCCAGUCCGCGCGCUCCUCCAAACUUUACGCACGCAUGUCCUGUGGAACGACUUAAAACCGGAUUUUGAUGCGUUUUAACCGAGUUGCGCCGGUCCACAAACUUGUUCUAUGUACCCGGGCAUCCAAAGGCUUUGAAUUAACACUUUUUUUUUUUUACAAAGUUUCUCAUUCUUUUACUGUUUUUUAUUUAAUUUUUGUUUUUUAUGUGAUUAACCUCAUUCCAGCAGACAGAUGCGGUAAAUAUAGGGACUGAAAAGAUGACCGGUGCCUUAUUGAAGUGCCUCUUGUUGGUGCUCCAUGUCAGCGCGCAAGGGCUCUUGGGAGAGUCCUUGUCGCACCCCCGGGUUGACGAGGGCGAUGAAUCCGAUGACAGCGCCUCAACCCUGGCCUUUGUGUUCGACGUGACCGGCUCUAUGUACGAUGAUCUGAAACAGGUGAUUGAGGGAGCCUCGCGGAUCCUGGAGAAGACUCUCAGCAGAAGAACCAGACCCAUCAAAAACUUUGUCCUGGUUCCCUUCCACGACCCAGAUAUCGGACCCGUAUCCAUCACCACCAACCCACAGAAGUUCCAGCAGGAUCUACGAGAGCUGUUUGUGCAGGGCGGAGGCGAUUGCCCUGAGAUGAGUAUUGGAGCUAUAAAGAAAGCCUUGGAGGUUUCUCUGCCUGAAUCCUUCAUCUAUGUCUUCACCGAUGCCAGGGCCAAAGACUACCGGCUGAAACGAGAAGUUCUGAGGCUGGUGCAGCUUCGUCAGUCACAGGUUGUGUUUGUGUUGACGGGGGACUGCGGGGACCGCUCCCAGCCUGGUUACAGGGCAUAUGAGGAGAUCGCUGCCACCUCGUCUGGACAAAUCUUUCACCUGGACAAGCAGCAGGUUAACGAGGUUUUGAAGUGGGUAGAAGAGACAGUUCAGGCGAUGAAAGUCCACCUGCUGUCUUCCAACCACGACAGUGCCCAGGAAAACAAAUGGGAAGUGCCCUUUGACCCCAGCCUCAGAGAGGUCACAGUGUCACUCAGUGGUCCGGCGCCACAGAUCGAGCUCAGCGAUCCACUUGGUCGGGUGGUCGGUGUGGAUCAGGGCCUCACAGAGCUGUUAAAUAUUCCCAACUCUGCUCGUGUCAUCAACCUUAAGUUUCCCAGACCCGGAUCCUGGAAACUCAAAGCGAGCUGCAGUGGGCGACAUACUCUGAGGGUCACAGGGGUCAGCAGUCUAGACUUUCGGGCUGGUUUUUCUACUGUACCCGUCACUGAGUUCAACCACACUAGAGAAAGACCAAUUAAAGGACUUCCAGCCCAUGUUAUGCUAAAAUGCACAGGCCUGAAGCCUCCAGGUGUUCUCAGCCAGGUAGAGCUGAUGUCAGGCUCAGGUCGCUCCUUACGUACCAUCCCAGUACCUCUGCCCUCUGACCUUGGCCAACAAGGGCUGUGGAUUCUCCCGGAGUUCCGUACCCCUCCACAGAGCUUCUUCAUCAAGGUAACAGGAAAUGACGAGACGGGCUUCCGCUUCCAGAGGCUGUCCACGGUUUCCUACACCAACAUCGUUCCAGAUCUCCCAGUUGUGAGAAUGCCUGAUGUGGUGAGAGGCUUUUACAUGCAGCCAGCUGUGAUUGGCUGCUCCGUGCAGAGCGACAUUCCCUACAGGCUACGGUUCGCCAGAAGUGGGAUCGCACUAGGAGAGGAGAAGCUCUUUCAGAAUUCUGCUGCUGCAUCAUGGGAGAUUGCACAUGCUUCUGGUGAGGAUGAGGGGUCAUAUGAGUGCAUAGCACAGAGCAGCGUAGGGCAAGGACGGGCCUUCACACAGCUCACUGUUCAAGAGCCUCCUCCGGCCUUGAAGCCUGGAGCGAAUGUGACUUCCUCUAUAGGUGGAGUGGCUGUACUUUCCUGUCAGGUGGAGGGCUCCAUGCGCCAUAACCUGACAUGGCAUCGGGCAGGUCGUGCUGUUCGGGCCCGUGCUGGGAGGGUGAGGCUCCUUGCUGACUCGUCCCUGCAGAUCACCGGGGUACAGGCUGAGGACGCCGGCGCGUACCACUGUGUAGCUACCAACACCCAUGGGGACAGCAGAAUCACGGUGUGGCUUCUUGUCCCAGAGGCUCCUUCUGUAGUUGUUCACCCCCAGACCCAGUUGUUCUCCCGAGGGGACGAGAUCCGCUUCGUCUGCUCAGCGUCCGGUUCCCCCCCUCCACAGCUCUUCUGGAGCCGUGGAAACAUGUUUCUGGCUAAUCAGCCGAGGUGGAGUGUAGGCCAGAAUGGAGUUCUGACCAUUAGAGGGGCUCUUCCAGAGGACGCUGGGAACUACACUUGCCUGGCAACCAAUGAGGCUGGGAGUUCCUCUCAGUCUGCAUCACUAACUUAUUCAGAGGUGCCGAGAAUAACGGUGACUCAGCAGGUCGUACUUGUGUCUGUUGGCGGUGAUGCCACUCUAGAGUGCCAGGCAGCAGGUGUUCCUCCUCCUCUUGUCCACUGGCUCAAAGGUGAGCUUGAGGUGGGGUCUGCUCCUUUUGUGGAGCAGGAUGAACACAGGGGUACAUUAAAAAUUCGAGGGGUGCAGGAGCUUGAUGCCGGCCAGUAUACCUGUGUUGCAAGAAGCUCUGCUGGAUCCUCCAGUGGCACUAUCAGUCUGGAGGUUGGAGCGAGCCCGUUGUUUUUGGAGGCACCAGUUGACGUGACAGCUAAUGUUGGGGAGAAUAUCACUCUCCGCUGCAUCGCCCGAGGAUUCCCGCAACCAACUGUGACCUGGCACAGAAAGGACGGCAGACAGAUUCCUGCAAGGACAGAAAUCCACACCAAGACAACAGAGAGAGAGAGAGGAGAGCUUUUGAUUCAGAAUGUCUGGCUGCACGAUGAAGGGGUUUACAUCUGUGAGGCCAAAAACCAGUUUGGAGCCAUCAAAGCUGAAGCCAGAGUUAGUGUUACUGGACUGGAGCCUCCUGUCUUGGCCCAAGCUGCUCCGAUCAUCACCACUGGCAUCGGUCAGUCCAUCAGCAUUCCCUGCAUGCUGCUGGAUGGCAUACCUCUUCCAGAAAGACACUGGUCCAAAAACGGAAGACCCGUUCAGCUCAGUGGGAGAACGUUUUUACGGAGCGAUGGUAGCUUGUACAUUGAAAGAGCCACCAUAGAAGACACAGGGACUUAUGUUUGCACUGCGGUGAAUGUAGCAGGCUCCACAAACAUCACAGUCAGCGUGGAGAUCCAGGUCCCCCCACAGAUCAGUCCUGGUCCGUAUCACUACAUAGCCAAUGAGGGCACAGACACAUCGCUGUCGUGUGAGGCCAGUGGAGUUCCCAAGCCAGAUGUUGUUUGGUCCAAGGGUAGGCAGCCUCUGUCCAGGGACCGCUCCUCUGUUCAGUCCGACUCAGGUGAAUUCCUCCAUAUUUCCCGACCUACAGCUGACGAUGCAGGGAUCUACAUCUGCACUGCCACCAGUCCUGUGGGCUACGCUAGUCGGGAGAUCCAGCUCAGUGUCAACACAAUUCCAAAGAUAAUGGGCAUGAGUGGUGAUGACAGCAUAGUAGAGAUGGCUGCAGAGGUAGGGACAGAGGUUGUUCUUCCCUGUGAGACCCAAGGAAGUCCUUCUCCAUUGGUCACAUGGAGCAGAAACGGGCAUCCCAUCCCCCCCGUCACAGCUGGCUUUACUGUUUUGCCUUCAGGCUCUCUGAGAAUCACUGAUGUGCGUCUGAUUGAUAGUAAACUGUACACCUGCACUGCAGAAAACCCAGCAGGCAACGUGUCCCUGAGCUACAGUCUACAUGUUCAAGCGAAGCCCAGGAUCCAGCCAGCACCCUCCGUCCUGAAAGCUCUGCUCGGCCAAGUCGUGACUCUGCCGUGCGUGGUCCAGGGAGAGCCCAGACCAGAGAUCAGCUGGUUUCACGAUGGACACCCUGUCGGCCAAAAGAACUCCUCUCCCCUAAAGAUCCAACGGGUCAGCCUCGCAGACCAGGGCACCUACCGAUGCGUGGCCAAGAACAGCGCUGGAUCGACCACGUUGAAGAUUAAGUUGGAAAUUCUUGAGGCGCCAUCUUUUGCAGAGCCUGGAGAUGCCAUCAUGGAGAGAGUGGUGAACAGCAAGGUUGUUAUCCCCUGCCGAGCUGAAGGUUCACCUCGUCCCAAGGUACGCUGGUUCAAGAAUGGCUUGGAAGUACACCCUGAACAAUCAGAGUUUUCUGUGGCGAGGGAUGGAGCUCUUGUAAUUAGCACAGCAUCUGCCAGCCACAGCGGAGACUUCAAAUGUGUGGCAACCAAUGAGGCAGGCUCUGUAGAGAGAAAGACUAGGCUGAAAGUAAAUGUCCCACCAGAGAUCACAGAUGAUGGCCAGCCACUUGAUCUCACUGUCACCCUGAAGCAGCCGCUCACUCUGGGCUGCGACGCCUUUGGCAUCCCAUCUCCAUCAAUAACCUGGACUAAAGAUGGUCAUCCGGUGGACAGCCCGGGGGUGUACCUGCAGAACGCAAACAGGAUGCUCAGAAUCUACAGAGUUCAGCCUGACCACGCAGGACGGUUUGCGUGUUCUGCUCAGAACUCAGCAGGAGAGGCAAGGAGGGAAUAUAACAUAGUGGUGCAAGCUCCACCGGUGAUCUCAGGAACGUCUCAACUGCAGGAACUAACUGUGGUUCAGGGCCAGGAGGUGGAGUUCCAGUGUCGAGUUAGUGGACGACCAGCACCCAAAGUGGAAUGGAGCCGCGAUGGAGAGGUUCUGUCUCGUGAUGGAGACCCACAUGUGGAGUUUCUGGAAGACGGUCAGGUGUUGAAGGUGAAGUCAGUAAGACUGAGGGACCAGGGGCUUUACCAGUGUCUGGCCAGGAAUGCUGCAGGAACUCAGAUGCGCCAGUUCAGACUCACGGUUCAAGCUCCCCCUGUCAUCAAGGGAGUGAAUGAGACCUCGGAGGUGACAGUGGUGCUGGGAUUCCCCUCAGUCCUCCCCUGCAAUGCUGAGGGCUCACCUACACCCAGCAUCACCUGGCUGAAGGACAGCCAGCCCCUCGUGUCCACACCCCAGCUGACUUACACUAACGGAGGACGGGCUCUGCGUCUCAGUUCAGCACACGGAGGCAGCAGUGGCUUUUACACGUGCAGAGCAACGAAUCCAGCCGGCACAGCCGUUAAACACUACUCUCUCAGUGUACUGGUGCCACCACAGAUAGAAGGGCAAUCCUCAUCCUUUCUGUUUGCUGGACAGGAAGAGAAAGUGAAAAUCAAUGGGAGUUUAACUCUGUCCUGUUUGGCUAAAGGUUUUCCUCAGCCCAAAAUUCACUGGUUCAAAGAUGGACAGCUACUGAGUGAAAACUACCAUGCUGGCAUCCAGGAAAGUGAUCAUCUCCUUCACAUAGAGAAUGCUUUACUGUCCCAUGAGGGACAAUACACCUGUGUGGUCACCAACGCUGCAGGAGAGGACAAGAAAGACUUUCAAGUAACAAUUCAAGUUCCGCCAAUCUUCCAACGAGUGUCUAACAGCGAAGCAGCCUGGGGUCUCGGACAUGAGGGAGACAAUGAGGACAUGGUGGAUAAGCGGGAGGUUGUUUUAGGUCAUUCAGUCAGCCUGUCCUGUGAGAAUAAUGCCAUCCCGACCCCAAAACUCAGUUGGUACAAGGAUGGACGAAAACUCACCUCCACUGAUGGAGUGGUGCUGAUUCCAGGAGGGCAGGUGCUGCAGAUCUCUCGAGUGCAACAAGAAGAUGCUGGGAGGUACACAUGCCAGGCUGUUAAUGAGGCAGGGGAGGACCACAUGCAUUUUGAGCUGGAGAUCCUCGUCCCUCCUGUGAUUACGGGAGAAUCAGAGGAGUUUAUGGAGGAGAUGGGAGCAGUGGUCAACAGCACUGUGGUUCUGCACUGUGACGUGACUGGGCAUCCAGCUCCCAUCGUCUCUUGGCUGAGAGAUGGGAAGCCAGUGCACUCAGACUCACAGCACCACGUCAGUGAGGAUGGGUCACGACUUCAGCUCCUCAGUGUUCAGGUUUCAGACAUGGCUGGAUACUCUUGUGUGGCUGAGAAUAAGGUUGGAAAUGCAGAGAAGCAUUUCAGUUUGAUGGUUCAAGUACCUCCUAGAAUAACCGGGCCAAAGGAAGAGGAGGUGAGUGUGAUUGAGGGCCACAUGGUGUCGUUGCUGUGUGAAGUCCAAGCGUACCCUCCUCCAGAGAUCACCUGGACCAGAGAUGGGCAGAUCCUCCAUUUCAGCACUUCCAUCCACAUUCUGCCAGGUGGCCAGAUGUUACAGUUGCCUCAGGCACGACUGGAAGAUACAGGACAAUAUGUGUGCACAGCUGGCAACUCAGCAGGACAGGACCAGAAGAGCUUUCUUCUCAGCGUUUCUGUCCCACCCUCCCUGAAACCCAGGCAUGAUGCUGACACAAACACAGUGACCUCCCAAGUUGGCUCCUCAAUCACAUUGCAAUGUGAAGCCCGUGGUGUUCCUGAGCCAGAGGUCACAUGGUACAAGAAUGGGCUGCAACUGGCUUCAGGAAAUGGGCUGAAGAUAAAUGGACACCAACUGGAGAUCAUAGGAGCUCAGACUGCAGAUGGUGGUACUUACACUUGCAAAGUGUCCAAUGUAGCUGGACAGGUGGACAGGACAUUCAGGCUGAUGGUUCAUGUACCACCGGUGCUUGACGGUCCUUUGCGGCAGACGAUAAAUUACACCCUUGGCUCCCAUGUGACCCUGUUGUGUGAGGCCACAGGAGUACCUGUCCCCAGCAUUACCUGGCUCAAAGACGGAACUUCUAUAGAGAGCAGUCUACAGUGGCAGUGGUCUGUUCGAGGUAACAAGCUGGAACUGGGCCCCCUAACGCUGUCUCACGCUGGAAGAUACACAUGCGUGGCCAAAAACAGCGAGGGCCAAACCCACAAAGACUACACACUCACAGUGCAAGUAUCGCCCACCAUCCUGAACUCUGACCAUGCAUCUGAUGUGAGUGCACCCAUGGGAGAUGAGCUGACCCUGGAGUGCAGAGCAAAUGGAAUCCCUACACCCCGCCUCAGCUGGCUGAAAGAUGGAGUGUCUUUAGAGGGAUCAGACGCCCAUCACAUCUCUGUGACCCCUGAUGGGAGCACACUAACCUUAAUGAAGCUGGCCCCCGAGGAUUCUGGGACAUACAUGUGCUUGGCCAUCAACUCAGCUGGCCAGGAGAGCAAACUCUAUUCCCUUGUUGUAUUAGUUCCACCAUCAAUCUCUGGUGAGACCACGAUCCCCAGAGAGAUACAGGUCACCCAGGACAGCGUGGUGACGCUGGAGUGUCAGGCAGCAGGAAACCCUCCACCUCAGAUCAGCUGGUUGAUGAACGGCCAUCCUCUGCUUCUCUCUCCUCGUGCACGCCUCCUCUCUGGUGACUCAUUACUGAGGAUUGCGCCUGUGCAGCUGUCUGAUUCUGGAGUUUACACAUGUGUGGCUCGCAGUCAAGCCGGUCUGGCUGAGCUCAGUUAUGAUGUGCAAGUCCAAGUGCCCCCUGGAGUGGAUCGUUUUGAACCAGUGGAACCAGUUACAGUGGUCCAGGGAUCCUUAGUGACAUUAACUUGUGAGGCGCGUGGAGUUCCUCCUCCCACUCUGACCUGGAUGAAGGAUGGCCAACCAUUGUCUCUUCAUCGCAACCUGUUGCUGGAUGGGGAGGAGACACGUUUGCAGCUGCCUGACGUGGCUACCUCAGAUGAAGGCCUCUACAGCUGCAUGGCCAGUAACCAGGCUGGAAGCAGCACCAAGAGCUUUAACCUCACUGUUCUCGUGCCUCCAAAGAUAUCCUACUCUGGCUCGCCAGAGGAGCUGACCAUAGCAGUAAAUAGUCCACUUGAGCUGGAGUGCUCCGCUGUGGGAAUCCCGACUCCCAAACUCAGCUGGCUGAAAGACGGCCACCCCCUAGACGGAACGGAUAUCAUUCAGCAGGAUGGACACGCUGUCAGGAUCAGUAAAGUUCAGGUAGAGGAUGCAGGUCUGUACACCUGCCUGGCCAGCAGCCUCGCUGGAGAAGAUGGAAGAAGUCACUGGGUCCGAGUGCAAGUCCCACCGACGCUGCUCAGCUCUGCUGAUGUGAAAACUCUGACUGUUCCAGUUAGUGGACACCUGACCUUAGAGUGCUUGACUGACAGUGACCCCCCUCCUGAUAUUGAAUGGUACAAGGAUGAGGCCAAAGUGCAGCUGAAUGGUCGAAUCCAACACCUGGCAGGAGGUCAGUACCUGGAGAUCCAGGAAGUCCAGCCUGAGGACAGCGGUCAUUAUAGCUGUGUGGUCACCAACAUGGCUGGAAGCACAAGCCUUUUCUUCAUGGUGGAAAUUCUGUUGCCUCCAGUAAUAAAGCAGAGCAGUUCCAUCGUAUCUGUUGCUGUUGGCCAGGAUGCAGUUUUACCUUGUGAGGUUGAAGGUGACUCCUCAGCUGCAGUCAUGUGGAGGAAAGAUGGCUUCCCUCUCCCUAAAAACAACAACAAGUACACAUUGCUGUCAGAAGGUUCCUUGCAAAUACGUGGAACCCAACCAAAUGAUGCCGGUCGCUACUACUGCACAGCGACCAACCAGGCUGGUUCUGAUCACCGAGGAAUGGAUCUUCGUGUUUUUGUGGGUCCUUCAAUCGGACCAGGUCCAUUCAACGUGACUGCCACCACUGGGAUCAGAGCUGUGCUGAGCUGUGAGACAACAGGUAUACCAUCACCUAAAGUGUCCUGGAAGAGGAAUGGGACUCCACUUGAUGUUAGCCAACAGCCUGGUGCAUAUAGGUUACUGUCUUCUGGAUCUCUUGUUCUUCUGUCUCCAUCCAAAGAGGAUGAAGGUUAUUUUGAGUGCACAGCAGUUAAUGAUGUUGGAGAGGAGCGCAGGGUUAUAGAAGUCAUCCUGCAUGUGCCCCCAUCUAUUGAGGAUGAUGUCACUGCAGUAAAGGCUGUGAAAAUGUCCCCUGUGGUGUUGCCUUGUCAUGUACACGGACACCCUCAGCCUACGGUCACUUGGUCAAAGGGUGGAGCCAAACUGGUCAUGAGAGGAGGAAGCUAUCGUGUCCUUCCUACUGGGGUUUUGGAGAUCAUUGCUGCCUUGCCAAGUCACGCUGGCAGAUACACAUGUUCAGCCCAUAACCCAGCUGGAGUGGCUCACAAACACAUAACUCUCACAGUACACGAGCCCCCAGAGAUCAGGCCAGCGGCUGAGGAAGUGCAUGUGGUGUUGCAUCAUGGAACUGUGCUUCUCUGUGAGGUUCAGGGCUUCCCCAGACCAACAAUCACCUGGCAAAGAGAAGGAGUUCCUAUAGCAGCAGAUCACAGGCUGGCUGUGCUCUCAAAUGGCGCUCUGAAGUUUUCUCGAGUGACACUCGGCGAUGCUGGAACCUACCAGUGCCUUGCGAAGAACGACGCUGGUGUAGCCAUAGCAAAAACCAAGCUAGUCCUUCAAGUUCCACCCGUGCUGAGUGUACCUCGAGUUGACUAUACCGCUGUCAUUGGCCAGCCAGUCAGUCUGGAGUGUGUGGCUGAUGGGCAGCCUCAACCUGAAGUUUCUUGGCAGAAAGAACGGAGGCUGGUGGUUGAUGGUGCUCAUAUUCGUGUCUUUUCCAAUGGAACUCUGGCCAUUCUUUCCACACAGCGCAGUGAUGCAGGGCUUUACACAUGUACAGCUAAAAACCUGGCAGGAAGGGCCAGCCAUGAUAUGAGGCUGCAUGUUCAAGUCCCUCCCCUGAUCUCUCCUACACAGACAGAGCUGUCAGUCAUCCAGGGCUUUCAGGCACUCCUACCCUGUGCAGCUCAGGGUUCUCCAGAACCUAGAGUGUCAUGGGAGAAGAAUGGUAUCAUCAUACCCAACCUUCCUGGCAAAUUCACAGUCCUACGAUCUGGAGAACUGAUUAUAGAGAGAGCUGAGUCUGGAGAUGCUGGUGUGUUCACAUGUGUAGCCACAAACCUUGCAGGGUCAGUAAGGCGAGAUGUUCAUCUGUCAAUCAACACAAGGCCUGCCUUCAAAGAGCUGCCAGGUGAUGUAAUCCUCAAUAAAGGGCAGAAUCUGGCCUUAUCCUGCCAUGCUCAGGGAUCACCACCUCCUACCAUCUCCUGGACUGUCAAUAACAGACUUUUUAAAGGAGCAACUGUUGAUGAGAGUGGUAGGAGCUCUGUCAUCAUUGAGAAUGUGACAAUGAGUGAUGCUGGGACCUACGUGUGCUUAGCAGAAAACAAUGUGGGCUCCAUCAGAGCACUCUCAUUUAUUCGUAUAAGAGAGCCUCCGGUGUUGAAGGGCGAAGCCCACAUGUCUCAGACAGUCAUCCAGGGUGGCUCUGCGAUGCUUGACUGUCCAGUCCAGGGUGACCCCAGCCCCGUUCUCCGCUGGUUACGAAACGGAAAGCCCUUAAUUCGCCUUCUCCGAAUGCAAACACUCCACAAUGGAUCCUUGGUUAUUUACAGCAUUACCACUUCAGAUGAAGGAGAAUAUCAGUGUGUGGCUGAGAGUGAGGCUGGGACAGCUGAGAGGACCAUUACUCUUAAGGUUCAGAUUAAUGGAGGCUACUCUAACUGGGAGGACUGGGGUCCAUGUAGUAGCACUUGUGGACAAGGUGUCCAAGAACGAAUCAGAUUGUGUAACAACCCAGAACCAGCAAACGGCGGGCGCUCCUGCAGUGGUCCGAGCACUGACUCAAGGAAAUGUCAGACUGGGCUCUGUCCAGGCGAGGUUCCUCGUAAGACCAGAGGCAGCCUGAUAGGAAUGGUGAAUGACAGAGAGUUUGGUGUUUCCUUGCUGGAGGCCAACAUCACAGAUGACAUGGACAAGGGUAGCAGCACUCUGCAGGCUCACCUGGAUAACAUCCCCCCGACUGUGGGUCCCUUGUUGCGGGUUCUGGUGUCUGUGUUCACUCCCAUCUACUGGACCACUGUGCUCCAGAGCGACGCCACCAGAAACGGCUACUCCUUCACACAAGGCCAGUUCAGACAGGAGUCUCAGCUGGAGUUUGAAACUGGUGAAAUCCUCCGUUUGACCCACAUUGCCAGAGGCCUGGAUUCUGAGGGAGUUCUGCUAAUUGACAUCGUAAUUAACGGAUUUAUUCCUGCAUCACUAGCAUCAUCUCAUCUGAGCCUCCAGGAGUUUGAUGAGUCAUAUGUGCAGACCGGCCGAGGGCAGCUGUACUCGUGGUCUUCGCAGGCUCAUCAGAGGGGAGGAAGGCCCCUGGUGCUGCGUUGUAAUCACACUGUCGUUUAUGAGGGUCAGGAGAAGCGCCAGGGCCCACUGCUACAGCUGCUAAAAGUCUCCAGGAUGAACAGCAUCUACAAUAUGUUUACUCUUACUUUGGACUUCCAUAUCACCACAAACCUUCUCAUACCAGAUGGUUAUGAAGACACAUGCCCAAAAGGCUUCGUUCUUGACACAACCUCCUACUGUGCUGAUGAAGAUGAGUGUGCACUGCAGUCCCCCUGCUCUCAUUCAUGUAACAACAUUAUGGGAGGAUUUUCCUGCUCUUGCCCUUCUGGGUUCACCAUUUCUGCAGAGACCAACACAUGCCAUGAUAUUGACGAGUGCUCCCAAGGCUCCCAGAUGUGUCUCUUCAACCAGAAGUGUAUAAACACAGUGGGUACAUACCACUGCCAGGCCAAGUGUGCUCCAGGAUUCAAGUCCAGCACCACAGGAACCAUUUGUGAAGAUGUAGAUGAGUGUAAGGAGUCCACCGUCUCUCCGUGCCAUCACCAGUGUCUCAAUACUCUUGGUUCUUACCGCUGUGUCUGCCAUCCUGGAUAUCAGCUGUCAGGGCAUCGCUGCAUCGACAUCAAUGAGUGCAUGAGGAGCGUCUGCCCAGCUCACCAGCAAUGCCGCAACACAGACGGAGGAUACCAGUGUUUUGACAGCUGCCCUCCUGGGAUGACCACAGCAGAAAAUGGAGACUGUGUGGACAUUGAUGAGUGCCAUGAUGGAAGCCACAUGUGUCGCUACACUCAGACCUGUCAGAACACAGUUGGAGGAUAUGGUUGUGUUUGUCCCAGAGGAUACAGAACCCAGGGGGUUGGGUUGCCAUGUCUGGACAUUGAUGAAUGUCUGCAAACACCUAACCCCUGUGCGCACCAGUGUCGUAACGUGCCCGGCAGCUUCAGGUGCCUGUGCCCUCCGGGGACUGUGCUGCUUGGGGAUGGCCGCUCCUGUGCAGGACUAGAGAGAGGACAGACCUUCACCAAUGGUACUAGAGUCAGAACAAGAUUCCGUCCACAGCUGGUUUCAUCCCUUGGCAGGCCAAUCCUGUCCCGUUCUAACGGAGUGUCUCGCAUCACCAGACAGAGCUGUCCUGUGGGCUAUACCAACAGAGACGGCACGUGCGUUGAUGUAGAUGAGUGUUUACUGAGGAAGCCGUGCCAACAUGAAUGCACAAACACACAUGGCAGCUUUAAGUGUCUGUGCCCUUCAGGAUACAAGCUUCUACCCAAUGGCAGAAGCUGUAAAGAUAUUGAUGAGUGUGUUGAACAGGGCAUUCAGUGUGGACACAAUCAGAUGUGUUUUAACACCAGAGGGGGGUACCAGUGUCUGGACACACCCUGCCCUGCAUCCUAUCAAACAGGCGCAAGUCCUGGAACUUGCUAUAGGCCCUGCUCUCGGGACUGCGCUACAGAAGGCUCCAGUCUGAUUCUGCAGUACAAACUCCUCACACUUCCUUCCGGCAUACCAGCCAAUCACAACGUGGUACGACUAUCAGCAUUCUCAGAGUCCGGCAUCCUGCAGGAGCGCACCUCCUUUACAAUACUUGAGCAAGAAUCAGAGACGGGUACAAUGGGCCAGGUGUUCGGCAUCAGAGAUGAGGCUGGCAGGGGAAUCAUCUUUACUCUGAGGGUUCUGGAUAGACCAGGACUCAUACGGCUGAAGGUGCAGGCCACAACUAUCUCACUACAGGGUCGAAUCACAUACCAGAGCAUCUUCAUCAUCUACGUAUCUGUCUCAGCGUUCCCCUACUGAGACUACACAAAGAAAUAUAACUCUGUCCAUUGUGACUAAAAUGAAAACAGUCCAGUAAAAAAAAUGUUUGAAUGUCUCAACCAGUUGAUUUCAAAUGAUCCAGUGUUGAAGACCUCUCAAAAUACAAACUUACCAUUUGCCUGCUUUUGAAAAUAUAAGAGCAACAUGGGAGUCUGUUUUGGAAACCAGACAAUAAAAUAUUUAGUGUAAAUCAAGGACUUUGAUGUAUUUUUCUGAAUGUUUAGCAAUCAGCCAUUUUUGUGAGUUUAUUCAAGUGUUGAAUAUCUAAUUUGGAAUAUUUUUAUGUAAAACUCUUCAGACCCGGCACUUGGAAAUGCAGUACAAGUCAGAUGUUUCCACAGCUUUUAAAUGUACAAUAUUUCUCCUGUUAUUUAUUUAAGUCAUUUGAACACAUCACUGAUUACCAAGCUUUUAUCACAUGGUGGUGUGGUACAGUGACUUAUGGCUGUGUAGCUGAAGGGCUCACAGUCAAUCUGUUGUGUUUUUGUACUUUUAUAACACUUUCUGUAGAUUACUUGUCAAAGGUGCUACUUUGAAUGUACUUCAGUGUUGGACCUGUGUACUGGAGUUGAAAUAAAACAAAUUAUUUUUUA
Messenger RNA from Nothobranchius furzeri (turquoise killifish), 13713 nucleotides. It is a transcript of the gene hmcn2, whose product is annotated as hemicentin 2. Gene Ontology annotation, molecular function: axon guidance receptor activity; calcium ion binding. Gene Ontology annotation, cellular component: neuronal cell body; plasma membrane; axon. NCBI's taxonomy places the organism in Eukaryota, Metazoa, Chordata, Actinopteri, Cyprinodontiformes, Nothobranchiidae. Gene Ontology annotation, biological process: synapse organization; homophilic cell-cell adhesion. The record is from RefSeq and is a predicted model, not a curated record.